Messenger RNA from Antrostomus carolinensis (chuck-will's-widow), 843 nucleotides. RefSeq names its product probable E3 ubiquitin-protein ligase HERC3. The transcript is spliced from 6 exons. NCBI's taxonomy places the organism in Eukaryota, Metazoa, Chordata, Aves, Caprimulgiformes, Caprimulgidae. The record is from RefSeq and is a predicted model, not a curated record. The annotation marks the transcript as partial.
AGCAAAUCGGAGCCCUGGCCGGGCAGCACAUUGUGCACGUGGCCUGCGGGGAGUCUCACAGCGUGGCCCUCAGCGACCAGGGACAGCUCUUCUCCUGGGGUGCUGGCAGUGAUGGACAGCUGGGCCUCACCACUAUAGAAGACGCAGUGACGGUACCAAGGUUGAUAAAGAAAUUGAACCAACAGACAAUACUUCAGGUUUCCUGUGGAAAUUGGCAUUGCCUGGCUUUGGCAGCAGAUGGCCAGUUCUUCACAUGGGGGCAGAACAGCUAUGGUCAACUGGGGUUGGGUAAAGAAUGUCCCUCCCAAGCCAGUCCACAACGUGUCAAGUCUCUUGAUGGGAUCCCUUUGGCUCAGGUUGCUGCAGGAGGAGCCCACAGUUUUGCCCUCUCUCUCUCAGGAGCUGUGUUUGGCUGGGGGAAGAACAGCUCAGGACAGCUGGGACUAAGUGAUGAACGAGACCGAGAAUCCCCUUGUCAUGUGAAGCUGUUGCGGUCUCAGAAGGUUGUUUACAUCAGCUGUGGAGAGGAACACACAGCAGUUCUGACAAAGAGUGGAGGGGUGUUCACGUUCGGUGCAGGUUCCUGCGGGCAACUGGGACAUGACUCCAUGAAUGAUGAAGUGAACCCCCGAAGAGUUCUUGAGCUGAUGGGCAGUGAAGUAUCCCAGAUUGCUUGUGGCAGGCGUCACACUUUAGCCUUUGUGCCUUCUUCAGGAAUGAUCUAUGCAUUUGGCUGUGGAACAAGAGGCCAGCUGGGAACAGGGCACACUUGCAAUGUUAAGUGUCCCUCUCCUGUCAAGGGUCACUGGGCAGCUCACAAUGGGCAACUCUCAGGGAAACCUG